AUGACAAGCUACGAAACAGCUCAAAUAGUCGGGUACAUAUGGAUCAUGAAUUUGCAUCGAGGCGGAUUCGGAGUCCCUUCUCUUGUCAAAAAAGACACAGCCAAUGAGAAGGAACCCAUCGUAGUGAUGAAAACUGUGAACAAAGUGAACAAUUAUAUGAAGGAGUAUGAAGUGCAAAAGUUUUUGAGCGAGAGGAAGGAGUGCAAGCAUAUCGUUGAAAUGUUUGAAAUGCAUGAAGUCGGAAACGUUGCAAUGUUUUUGAUGGAAUAUUUAAUCCAAGAAGAUCUCCAGCAGAGAAUUGAGGCACAAGUAUCGUUGUCACUCACAAAAGCGCAGUACUUCUACCGACAAUUAAUCCGAGGAUUGGAGUUUAUACAUUCCAAAAGAAUUUGCCAUCGAGAUAUCAAACCAGCCAAUCUUUUUCUGGAUGGUCGAGAUUGCCUAAAAAUCGGUGACUUCGGAUUGUCCGAUUAUUAUAUGGAUGCCCAGGGAAACCAAAUCCUUCUCAGGAACAGGGUUGGAUCACAGUUUGCUUCUGCACCAGAAGUGUGGAGUAGGAACAAUCUGAGAGUCGCAGGACCACCAACGGACGUUUGGUCAACAGGAAUAGUUUUGUUUGUCAUGUUAACCGGAACAGUACCAUGGGAUUGUGCAAACUUUCAAUGCACGAGAUAUAUGAAUUUCAUGAACUUCAACAUUGGAUCAUCUGCAUGGAGCCAAUUAGAUGGCAAAGUGAUUUUAUUCCUGCGCGACGUUCUGAGUCACACACCUCAAGAUCGUCUGACAAUCCAAGAUAUUAAAGCGGAGCCGUGGUACAUGGAGGAUAUUGGAAGAGUGUUACCAAUACCUGAACCGGUGUGGUUGAGACCAGAGCUUGAGGAUAUGUGA
Caenorhabditis briggsae is the source of this 888-nucleotide messenger RNA. The transcript has 4 exons. Gene Ontology annotation, molecular function: ATP binding; protein serine/threonine kinase activity. The record is from RefSeq and is a predicted model, not a curated record. Bases 1 to 888 code for a protein of 295 amino acids. Lineage: Eukaryota; Metazoa; Nematoda; Chromadorea; Rhabditida; Rhabditidae. Gene Ontology annotation, biological process: protein phosphorylation; intracellular signal transduction. Gene Ontology annotation, cellular component: nucleus.